ACGCGCCCGGAGGGGGUAUUAGCGGUUGUGCACGCGCUCGCGCCGCCUCAGUUAUUGUUAACAGAGAGAGAGAGAGAGAGAGCGCGAGCGCGACCGGGCGGAAACACUCACUUUUACAGAUAAAUAAACUGGAAGAAAGGAAUAAAGAUCAGAGCAGAGAGAGAGAGAGUUGAGAAAGUGUUGAGUCAGUGUGGAUUUGUGAACAUGUCUAAACUGAACUACACCGGAGUUUAUCACUGGAUCUCUCAGGACAACUUUGAAUCCUAUCUGGCCGCUUUAGACAUUAACAUAGCGUUGAGGAAGGUGGUGUGUUUGCUGAGACCCAGUAAACACAUUGAACAUGAUGUUAAUUCGGGACAAAUGAAGAUUAAAACCGUCACCACGUUUAAGAACUUCGACAUGGACUUCACUCUGGGACAGGAGUUCACUGAGGACCUGGGACCUGUCGAUGGCAGGAAGUGCCAGACCACAGUGGACUGGGACGGUGAUAAACUGGUGUGUGUACAGCGAGGAGAGAAAGAAGGACGAGGAUGGACACACUGGCUCGAAGGAAACUUACUCCACCUGGAGCUUCGUGUGAAUAAUGUGGUGGCUAAGCAGGUUUUUAAGAAAGCAGAAUGACUGGCUGGUUGCCUAGACGACAAGCUCAUAGCACUGUGGGAAAAGAGACGACCAGCCAAUCAGCAAACAGCAGCAACUAUUGCCCCUCCCCUUUUAUAGUUUCCAUGUUAUUUUAAUGAGUUUAAUUAAACUGAUUGAUUUUAGUGUUAGUGAACGUGGAGAAGCAGGAAGCUUUAAAACACUCCCACUAUCAGUGUGGGGAAAUCCAUUAGUGGCAUGCCACGUGAUAGUGUUUGCAUUAGCUCCUUCCUUCUGUAUCUGUCCUGCUAUGCUAACAUGCUAACACUAACACUGAGGAAAAGCCCCCAAAAUGUGUUCAUUAAAUCUCUCACCGCACUGGACAUGUGAUGACUGAAUUUCCAUCAGAGCUGUAGUUCCUCAGUUUGUCCACAGGAGCAGCAGAGUGCGGUUUAUCAUCACGCUACACUACAGUUCUGUUAUCUCUUCAUCAAAUAUUAAAAGUUCCCGCUGUGACUUGAUGUUUUUUCUUGUUCCAUUAGGAAGUUGAGACUUUAAUGUACUGAAAGAAUAAACUGAUAUGAUUAACAUGUC
Ictalurus punctatus (channel catfish) is the source of this 1173-nucleotide messenger RNA. It is a transcript of the gene rbp5, whose product is annotated as retinol binding protein 1a, cellular. Gene Ontology annotation, cellular component: nucleus; cytosol. The record is from RefSeq and is a predicted model, not a curated record. The transcript is spliced from 4 exons. Lineage: Eukaryota; Metazoa; Chordata; Actinopteri; Siluriformes; Ictaluridae. Gene Ontology annotation, molecular function: fatty acid binding. The coding region runs from base 205 to 621 and encodes 138 amino acids. Gene Ontology annotation, biological process: fatty acid transport.